UUGCAUAGGAUAAUAGAAAUACGAAAAUCUACGUGACAUAAAAAAGGUGUGGUUGCGGUUUGCCUAUCAAUUCAUUGUAUCCCCACAACGUUGGCCAAUCCUCUUCACUUGUUCUUCCUCACAUCCCAUCUCUCUUUCUCUCUCUACUUGGACCCCGUCCUCAGUGUCUCUUCUCUCUGGUUGCAACUUGGGUGUGAAAGGACCAAAAUACGAAUUUUCUGGAAAAAGAAAUCAAUCCCUCUUCCCAGAAGAAAUGCCAAAGUGUGGGAGAAAGGGGAAUUAAAAGAUAAGUGCCAAGCCUCAAAGUUGUCUACCCAAAUAUCAGAUUGUGCUUUUUACCUUCUUAUGGCCUAUAAUCUCCCUCGGUAAAGAAAACCAAGACCAAAAGGAAUAAAAAAAAGUGGGAGAGAGAGAGGGAGAAGUAGAGAACAGGAGAGAAAAAGAUAAGAAUAGUAAGCUAGCAUUUUUUGGUGUUGUUGUUAAGUCUCAGUACUCAAAGGGAAAGGAUUAAGGAAAGAGAUCUGGUAUAUGGUUGUGUGUGUGAAUAAUAGAGUGCUUGAGGUUGUGGUGUUGGUGAAGAAUAUUUCUGAAGAUGUCAGGAGGAGGAUGCAGCAUAGUGUGGUUUAGGAGAGAUCUAAGGGUAGAGGAUAAUCCUGCACUGGCUGCAGGAGUUAGAGCAGGAGCUGUUGUUGCUGUUUUCAUAUGGGCUCCAGAAGAAGAGGGUCAAUACUACCCUGGGAGGGUCUCUAGGUGGUGGCUCAAACAAAGUUUGGCUCACCUUGAUUCCUCUUUGAGAAGCCUUGGCACUCCCCUUAUCACCAAGCGUUCCACUAAUAGUGUUUCUUCCCUAUUGGAGGUCGUUAAGUCCACUGGGGCUACUCAACUCUUUUUCAACCAUUUAUAUGAUCCAUUGUCACUUGUGAGGGAUCACCGAGCAAAGGAGGUUCUGACUGCACAAGGCAUUACCGUCCGUUCAUUCAACUCAGACUUAUUGUAUGAACCAUGGGAUGUGAAUGACGCUCAUGGCCAACCAUUCACAACUUUUUCUGCUUUUUGGGAAAGAUGCCUCAGCAUGCCUUAUGACCCACAAGCACCUCUUCUCCCACCUAAAAGAAUUAUUCCAGGUGAUGCUUCAAGGUGCCCUUGUGAUAUGUUGGUGUUUGAAGACGAUUUAGAGAAGGCAAGCAAUGCGCUUCUUUCUCGAGCAUGGUCACCGGGGUGGAGCAAUGCUGACAAGGCAUUGACGGCAUUCAUAAACGGUCCUCUGAUUGAAUACUCAAAGAAUCGUAGGAAGGCUGAUAGUGCCACAACCUCAUUUCUCUCUCCACAUUUGCAUUUUGGUGAGGUGAGUGUAAAGAAAGUGUUCCAUCUUGUCCGCAUUAAGCAAGUGUUUUGGGCCAAUGAAGGAAACAAGGCUGGUGAAGAGAGUGUGAACUUGUUUCUCAAGUCUAUUGGUCUUAGAGAGUAUUCAAGGUACAUCAGUUUCAACCACCCCUACAGUCAUGAGAGGCCCCUUCUAGGACACCUUAAGUUUUUCCCUUGGGUGGUGAAUGAAGGCUACUUCAAGGCUUGGAGACAAGGCAGAACAGGGUACCCUUUGGUGGAUGCUGGAAUGAGAGAGUUGUGGGCAACUGGUUGGUUGCAUGAUCGGAUACGUGUUGUGGUUUCAAGUUUCUUUGUGAAGGUGCUUCAGCUUCCUUGGAGAUGGGGAAUGAAGUAUUUCUGGGAUACCCUUUUGGAUGCAGAUCUUGAGAGUGAUGCUCUUGGUUGGCAGUACAUAUCUGGUACUCUCCCUGAUGGUCGCGAAUUUGAUCGAAUAGAUAAUCCACAGUUUGAGGGGUAUAAGUGUGAUCCAAAUGGAGAAUAUGUUCGACGCUGGCUUCCUGAACUUGCUAGAUUACCAACUGAAUGGAUACACCAUCCGUGGAAUGCACCAGAGUAUGUACUACAAGCUGCUGGAAUUGAACUUGGUUCAAAUUAUCCUCUUCCCAUUGUAGGAAUAGAUGCUGCAAAAGUUAGACUGCAAGAAGCACUUAUACAAAUGUGGCAACAAGAAGCAGCUUCAAGAGCUGCAAUUGAAAAUGGAACGGAGGAAGGGCUUGGAGACUCAUCUGAAUCAGCCCCUAUUGCUUUUCCUCAAGACACACACAUGGAAGAAAGACUUGCUGAACCUGUUAGGAACAACCCACCUCAUGGUACUCGGCGCUACGAGGAUCAGAUGGUCCCAAGUAUGACUGCUUCCCAUGUGAGAGUGGAAGAGGAAGAAACAUCUUCAGACCUUCGAAACUCAGCAGCAGACAACAGAGCCGAAGUUCCUACAAAUGUGACCACACAAGAAAAUGCCAGAGAGACAGUGAAUCAAGGAGGGCUGCUGAAUGUAAAUAGAAACACUCGAGUACAGAAUAAUGCUACUGAAAUGUGGCUGAGAAAUGCGGCUGAAGAUUCCACAGCAGAAUCGUCAAGUAGUACUAGGAGAGAAAGGGAUGGGGGUGUAGUUCCAGUUUGGUCUCCCCCAGCAUCUAACUUCUCAGAACAAUUUGUAGAUGAUGAAAAUGGUAUUGGAGCCAGUUCAUCAUACUUGCAGAGGCAGCAUCCUCAGUCCCAUCAAUUGAUGAACUGGACGCGGCUACCUCAGACUGGGUGAGAUUUCCCAAAGCAAGUGAAAAGAUAAAUACAUAUGUAAUUCAGAGCUACAACGUGGUGAUUAGUAUCAGGGAGAUGAAGAAUGCAGUCUCCCCUCAUCUUUUGGGAAAAGUGGGAUGGCAAACCUGGUAUUGGACAUACAUGUGAUCAUUUCCUACAUCCUUGAACAUGUCUUGACACAUGAUUAACGGCUGACCUCGAAUGUGCAUGAAAAUUUCAGUUCAUGCGGGCAGUAAUUUCAUCUGCAGUGCCUUUUGCGCUCUUGUACAAAAUUUUUAGGCCUACUGUAUAGUAUAAUUUGUGUUGUGGAGGAGAAAGAGCCACUAUUCGAAUUGGACCUUUGGUCCUCUCUUAAACUCAGGGUUGUGCUUAUCAUUUGAGGUAGUUAGUUAUUUACGUUUCCUGUCCGGUAAUCCUGUACAUUUAUUUUGACUGCUGUAAAGUGCAUUAAUCUCGGUGCUCAGAUCUCCAAAACUUCUCUAUAUGGCAAACUAAAAUGCAUUGCCAAGACA
Vigna angularis (adzuki bean) is the source of this 3155-nucleotide messenger RNA. Its product is annotated as cryptochrome-1. Bases 593 to 2644 code for a protein of 683 amino acids. The transcript has 5 exons. Lineage: Eukaryota; Viridiplantae; Streptophyta; Magnoliopsida; Fabales; Fabaceae. The record is from RefSeq and is a predicted model, not a curated record. Gene Ontology annotation, biological process: blue light signaling pathway; entrainment of circadian clock by photoperiod; circadian regulation of gene expression. Gene Ontology annotation, cellular component: nucleus; cytoplasm. Gene Ontology annotation, molecular function: DNA binding; blue light photoreceptor activity; FAD binding.